Gopherus evgoodei (Goodes thornscrub tortoise) is the source of this 2851-nucleotide messenger RNA. RefSeq names its product TIA1 cytotoxic granule associated RNA binding protein like 1 (gene TIAL1). The record is from RefSeq and is a predicted model, not a curated record. Gene Ontology annotation, molecular function: mRNA binding; DNA binding. Bases 194 to 1360 code for a protein of 388 amino acids. NCBI's taxonomy places the organism in Eukaryota, Metazoa, Chordata, Testudines, Testudinidae. The transcript has 12 exons. Gene Ontology annotation, cellular component: cytosol.
UUCCUGAGUGGCUGGCGGUGGCGGCCAUUUUGUAGUGCUGCCUCCCUCUCUUGCUCGGACUGCGGUGUCGGGACCUGGCGCGGGGGCGAGGCGGAGCGAGGGGAGCUGGGGCCCGCACCUUCCCUUCUCGUUGCGCGGCGGAGCCCCCCCAGCGCGCCCCCCGGAGACGGCUGCGGACGGCCCUCACGCCGUGAUGGAAGACGACGGGCAGCCCAGGACCCUCUAUGUAGGAAACCUCUCCAGAGAUGUGACUGAAGUACUUAUACUUCAGUUAUUCAGCCAGAUUGGACCAUGCAAAAGCUGUAAAAUGAUAACAGAGCAACCCGAUAGCAGAAGGGUCAACUCUUCUGUUGGAUUUUCUGUUUUGCAGCAUACAAGCAAUGACCCUUAUUGCUUUGUGGAAUUUUAUGAACACAGAGAUGCAGCUGCUGCAUUAGCUGCGAUGAAUGGGAGAAAAAUUUUGGGAAAGGAGGUCAAAGUAAACUGGGCAACAACACCGAGUAGCCAGAAAAAAGAUACAUCCAAUCACUUCCAUGUGUUUGUUGGGGAUUUAAGUCCAGAAAUAACAACAGAAGACAUCAAGUCAGCAUUUGCUCCUUUUGGUAAAAUAUCGGAUGCACGGGUAGUUAAAGAUAUGGCAACUGGAAAAUCAAAAGGCUAUGGUUUUGUAUCAUUUUAUAAUAAACUGGAUGCAGAAAAUGCAAUUGUGCACAUGGGAGGCCAGUGGUUGGGCGGCCGUCAAAUCAGAACUAACUGGGCAACACGAAAACCACCUGCUCCUAAAAGUACACAAGAAAAUAGCACGAAACAACUGAGAUUUGAAGAUGUAGUAAAUCAGUCAAGUCCAAAAAAUUGUACUGUUUACUGUGGAGGAAUUGCCUCUGGACUAACAGAUCAACUUAUGAGGCAGACGUUUUCACCAUUUGGACAGAUUAUGGAAAUAAGAGUUUUUCCAGAAAAAGGGUACUCAUUUGUCAGGUUUUCAACCCAUGAAAGUGCAGCACAUGCUAUUGUUUCAGUCAAUGGAACUACAAUUGAAGGACAUGUUGUUAAAUGCUAUUGGGGUAAAGAAUCCCCUGAUAUGACUAAAAACUUUCAACAGGUUGACUACAGUCAGUGGGGGCAAUGGAGUCAAGUCUAUGGAAAUCCACAGCAGUAUGGGCAAUAUAUGGCCAACGGAUGGCAAGUACCACCUUAUGGAAUGUAUGGUCAAGCGUGGAAUCAACAGGGAUUUGGAGUAGACCAAUCUCCAUCUGCUGCCUGGAUGGGUGGAUUUGGUGCUCAGCCUGCCCAGGGACAAGCUGCUCCUGUAAUACCUAAUCAAGCUGGAUAUGGUAUGGCAAGUUACCAAACACAGUGAGCUGGGACUCUAUUUAAAUGUGUGUAUUUCAUGAUAGGCUUCAGUUUCCAGUGAUACUCUGAAGACUGGAAUGUAGACACCGGAAGAAGAAAAUAUUUAUUUUAAAAAUGGAAAUGUUUGGAACCUUUAGCACAGCUUUGCUUUGGUGAAGAACACACAUGUCUUCUAGUUCUGCCUUUUUAAGUUUUUGUUCAUGAUGGAUAUGAACAUUUUUUUCUUUGUGUACAAAAGCUAAAAUAAAGUCAAUAAAGACAAUUCUGACUACAAAUUUUGAUAUAGUAGGAUAAAUGGCUAAUGAAUUUGAACCUUAGAUUACCAUUCCAUUUUUUUGUUCUGUCUUCAGUGUUUUACAUCCCUGUGCUUUUUAAGAGAAAUGACUUUUGAAAUACAGUAAGUUGUUUUCAGUUAAACACAAAUCCUGAAAUUUAACUGUGGACCAAUCAUUACACCCUGUAAGACAGUAGUGGUUUUUCAACAAAUAUGAGGGCAUCAUUCAGAAAACAUACAUGCUCUUGGAAAUAUUUUUUUAAAUAUUUAAUUUUUCUAUGUGCUUAAAGAAGCUGAAGUCUGAUACAAAAUAAACUUUCAAUCUAAGCUGAAAAACACUACUGUCUGAGUUAUUUGAGCAAAUUUUGCUGUCCACAUUCAGGCACAUACUAAAACUUUUCAAAUCACUGGUUUGCUUUUUAAAACUAUAGUAAUUGCAUUUAAUUUUGAGAAGCAAAAAUGUUUUUGCAAGUAUGGUGUUUGUAUUAGUCAGGCAGUCAUACUUGUGCUUUUUACAUAAAGUUUGAAGGCUACACAUUGUAAAUAUUUAAUAACUACAAUGUUUCAAAAGCAUGCUCAAACAUAGAAGUAGCUUGUAAUUAUUCAAAGUAAUACUUAAUAUACUCUACUGCUUUAAAUGCAGUAGACUGACAAGAAUGUGCAAGACUGACAUUUCCAAAGUUGGCUAUUAUGUAAAGUUACAUAAAUUACUAUACAAAGAGCCUUAAUUUUAAUUUCAUAAAUCUUUAAUGCAUCACAUUUUUGUCAUUAGAAAUCUGAAUUUUUUGCUUUACAUUAUUGGGUAUGUAAAUACCUUUGUUAACAACCUUGUAAACCUAUUUCAAGGUUGUUAUAAGUUGUAUAGUAUCUUGAGUGUUUUGAAAAAUCUUGGGAUGUUUUUUAAGUCUAGAAAUAUUUUGCCCAAGAAUUUUUUAACAAGAUUGUUAAAAACAUCUUAUUUUACAGAAUAUUCAAUGUGCCAUUUGGUAAAUGGAGAUGCAGUUGAAACAGUACACUGAGUUGUGACUUAUUUUUAACUAAAGUUUUUGUCUUUAUGGGUGGUUUGCAUGUGAUGAACCUGUACAGAGGCUGGGUUGUUUGUGUACUGAGUGUGUAAAUGGAUAAAUCAUGAAGAUGUUUAAAUGGUAAACUUGGGUUAUUUCUGAAUUACUUUAUGGAUACAUUGAUAUAAACUGCCUCAAUAAAUUUGAAGUUGAAAAUGAA